Gadus chalcogrammus (walleye pollock) is the source of this 1444-nucleotide messenger RNA. RefSeq names its product guanine nucleotide binding protein (G protein), beta polypeptide 3a (gene gnb3a). Gene Ontology annotation, molecular function: protein binding; signaling receptor complex adaptor activity. Gene Ontology annotation, biological process: G protein-coupled receptor signaling pathway. The coding region runs from base 148 to 1170 and encodes 340 amino acids. The transcript has 9 exons. NCBI's taxonomy places the organism in Eukaryota, Metazoa, Chordata, Actinopteri, Gadiformes, Gadidae. Gene Ontology annotation, cellular component: heterotrimeric G-protein complex; cytoplasm. The record is from RefSeq and is a predicted model, not a curated record.
CAAACACACAGAUAGAGAGAAAGAGAUUGCUUGAGGGACCUUUACGGGGAACGUUACGCCCUAUCAAUUUGCAAGCUCCAGCGUUUUGCAUAAGCCCGUCGCCUGUCUCUCCGUCUGCUUCGGGGACAGUUCCUGAGAGCCAGCACCAUGGGUGAACUAGAGGAAAUGAGAAAAGAGGCAGAAAACAUAAAAGAUCAGAUCACUGAGGUCCGUAAGGGCUUUCAGGACACCUCCCUGCAGGAGGCCACAGCGUCGGUCACCGUGGUGAGCCGGGUCCAGCUGAAGACCAGGAAGACCCUCAGGGGUCACCUGGCCAAGAUCUACGCCAUGCACUGGGGCACAGAGUCCAAGCUGUGUGUGAGUGCUUCCCAAGAUGGUAAACUCAUCGUGUGGGACACCAUUACUACCAACAAGGUGAGCGCCAUCCCUCUGAAGUCCUCAUGGGUCAUGACCUGUGCCUAUGCCCCCUCUGGGAACAUGGUGGCCUGUGGCGGUCUGGACAACAUGUGCUCCAUCUACAACCUCAAGGGCAAGGACGGCAACGUCAAGGUCAUGCGCGAGCUGGCUGCCCACACCGGUUACCUCUCCUGCUGCCGUUUCAUCAGUGACAGCGAGAUCAUCACCAGCUCAGGGGACUGCACUUGCGUGCUGUGGGACAUCGAGACCGGCACACAGAAGACGGUGUUUGCUGGUCACCUGGGGGAUGCCAUGUCUCUUGCCGUGUCCCCGGACUUCAACCAGUUCAUCUCCGGGGCGUGCGACUACACCGCCAAGCUGUGGGACAUCCGAGAGGGUGUGUGCAGACAGACCUUCUCAGGCCACGAGAGCGACAUCAACUCCAUCGGGUUCUUCCCCAACGGAAACGCUGUGAUCACGGGGUCUGACGACGGCACCAGUAAGAUGUACGACAUCCGGGCAGACCAGGAGCUCAUCACCUACCAGGACUCCAGCAUCAUGUGCGGGGUCACCUCCCUCGCCCCGUCCCGCUCCGGGCGCCUGCUGCUGGCCGGCUACGACGAUUUCAACGUCAACAUCUGGGACACCCUGAAGGCGGAGAGAGUGGGCGUGUUGGCCGGUCACGACAACAGAGUGAGCUGCAUCGGAGUGUCCACAGAUGGGAUGGCGUGUUGCACGGGCUCAUGGGACAACUUCCUCAAGAUAUGGAACUGACAACCUCGUACCCAGCAACAGAAACCCAGCGGGAGAAAAUAGGGGAGUCUGACCAAAACCUGCCAUGAAGUCAAAAACAGCAGACGCACACACAAGGGGGAAGAAUAGGUGAUCUAGGGAGGGAUAUGGGCUGAGGACGUAAAGAUAACACAUUUAACAUUAGAGAAAGAAAGAUGAUAUUUACUGUGCCAAGUCCUAUCAGAUGUUUGAGAAGGGUUCGAGUAGAGGGAAUGAGUUAAUGCUCUUAAAUAACUUUGAUCUCUCCCACUUUUGG